AUGCCAGGUAUUCCAGGUGAAAUAACUACACCAGAAUCAAAUCAAGCUGUUCAGACAAAGGGUAAAGGAAAGGCCGCUGAAGAGGAAGUGAAUGCCACGAAAAGUUCCUCAUCAGCAAAGUUAUCCACAAACGAAUAUCAAUUGAAAGCGAUUGAAUGGGCUGGUUCAGUAGGUGGUGAACCCCGGAAGUUAAAGAUCAUCACUCAAAAUGGCAAUGUAUUGAUUUUACGUGGUUCUAUCGAAAUUAAACCAUACGAUCGUUCAACUGUAACUUAUGAUUACCUUGUGGAAUUAUUGGGUGAUUACUUAUUCAAAUUAAUUCCGGAUAAAGAAGCUGAGGUAAUUAUCACUUUUAAUAAUCUAGUUAAUCACGCUUUUAUAUUAAUAUUUAAUUUUUCCACAAAGAUUCAAAAAGGGUUGCUUCAAUUGACAAUUGACCAAUCCUCACAAAAAGGUCAAAAUCAACAAGCUCAUUCUGCUGAUCUCUUAAAUGGAAUCGACGAAAACAAUCAAAAGACCGAUAAUGAUUCUAUCGCUCAAAUUACUAACAUUACUAACGCCACGAGACCAUCUCUACAAGACUAUCAACACACAUUGAAUGCCGCCAUUUCAAUUAUUCCUAUAUUACAAACUGGCCUGGAUGUAAACGUUCGAUUCAAUUCUAUUCACGGUUUUGAACCUACCGCUGAACUUUCCGUAUUUGACAUCUUUGGUGUGGAAUUAGUUCAUGGUUGGGUGGUUGACCCUCAGGACGAAGAAACAUGGAAUGUUGUAGUCGGAAAGUGUGGAAGCUACAACAAAGCUGUUGAAUGUGUUGUGGGCGGUGACUCUGUGAGUAAAGGUGUCGUUCUGGAGAGCUCAGAUGGUGUUUCUAAUAUAGAUUUUGAUAAAUCUGAGAGAUCUGCUAAUGCUAUGGAAAAUGUUAGAGUCAGAGAUGUUGUAUGGGAAUCGCUUAUUGACGUAGAUCAAAGCGCUUCUGAAUUCGUUAAUGGUCAAUUUCGUAAAGGCGAAAUCAGUGGUGGUGAUUACGUUGGUGUGACGGAUAAUGAAGCGCAUGGGGGUGGAGAUCAAGAUCUCCAACAGCAAGAGGAUGAACGUGAAACGGAAUUCCGCAGAAAACAACAACAGCGCCAGGAAGAUUUGCAACGACAACAAAGACGACAAAAUCGCCCAUAUGAUCAAACGUCUAUUGGUAGCUCGAUUGCAACAGAAACGUCUGAAAAGGAAAGAAGAAAAGAUAGAGAGAAAAGAACUAGUUGCUUUAUUUCAUGA
This is a messenger RNA of Racocetra fulgida, 1272 nucleotides long. The record is from the annotation of a GenBank genome assembly. NCBI's taxonomy places the organism in Eukaryota, Fungi, Glomeromycota, Glomeromycetes, Diversisporales, Gigasporaceae.